Molecule: messenger RNA, 1011 nt
Organism: Xenopus tropicalis (tropical clawed frog)
Lineage: Eukaryota; Metazoa; Chordata; Amphibia; Anura; Pipidae
Gene: rpl5
Product: ribosomal protein L5
Exons: 8
Coding region: 62-952 (296 amino acids)
Biological process (GO): translation
Cellular component (GO): cytoplasm; ribosome
Molecular function (GO): 5S rRNA binding; structural constituent of ribosome
Source: RefSeq, marked provisional
CGCCCUAACGUUUGGGCUGUGACUCUCCGGUCCUAGCCCCGACGGGACAAAAUAGAGCAAAAUGGGGUUCGUAAAGGUUGUCAAGAACAAGGCUUAUUUUAAGAGGUACCAGGUCAAAUUCCGCAGAAGGAGAGAGGGUAAGACUGAUUACUAUGCUCGCAAGCGUUUGGUGAUCCAAGAUAAGAACAAGUACAAUACUCCCAAGUACAGGAUGAUUGUACGUGUCACCAACAGAGACAUCAUCUGCCAGAUUGCUUACGCUAGGAUUGAGGGAGACAUGAUUGUUUGUGCUGCCUAUGCUCACGAACUUACCAAGUAUGGUGUCAAGGUUGGGCUCACAAACUAUGCUGCAGCAUAUUGUACAGGCCUGCUGCUGGCUCGCAGGCUUCUCAACAAGUUUGGCCUGGACAAGGUUUAUGAAGGCCAGGUGGAAGUAACUGGAGAUGAGUACAACGUAGAGAGCAUUGAUGGGGAACCUGGUGCCUUCACAUGCUACCUUGAUGCCGGCCUGACCCGAACCACCACUGGAAACAAAGUUUUUGGUGCUCUUAAGGGAGCUGUUGAUGGAGGUUUAUCUAUUCCACACAGCACCAAGCGUUUCCCUGGCUAUGACUCUGAAAGCAAAGAAUUCAAUGCUGAGGUCCACCGCAAGCACAUCUUUGGCCAGAACAUUGCCGAGUACAUGCGCCUUCUGACAGAAGAAGAUGAAGAUGCGUUUAAAAAGCAGUUCUCUCAGUACAUAAAGAAUGGUGUCACAGCAGACCAGAUGGAAGACAUUUACAAAAAGGCCCAUGCAGGUAUUCGGGAGAAUCCAGUGCACGAAAAGAAACCCAAGAAGGAAGUCAAAAAGAAGAGGUGGAACCGUGCCAAAUUGUCUCUGGCACAGAAAAAGGACCGUGUUGCUCAGAAAAAAGCCAGUUUCCUCAGAGCUCAGGAGAAGGCAGACAGCUAAAUGGAUUAUGUUGCGAUUUUCUAAGUAUUUGCAGCAAAAAAAUAAAUCUAUUAACAUCA